AUGUCUUGGAAUAAGGAACUACUUGGUUGUAUCGCACAACUUGUUGGAUUGAUUGGAGGAUGUUGUUGGUGGAAUGGACAACACCGACCGCAGAUGAAAAUACUCUUUACUAAAAAACAAACAGCAUGUGAUCAUGUAGAAGAUCUUACUCGCAUCAUUGCUCAUACACCAUUCUACAAACAAACGAAAUCUGUACGUUCAAAUGAUGAAACAAUUUUAAUGGAUACAACAUUUAUGAUUUUAUUAAUAAUAGUCCAAACACAAAAUAUAAAUUGGCUUUUUCGUUCUAAUACAACAAUACGAGAUACAAUUAUAUCUGUAGCUGAGGCCGCACUAAAUGAUGAAGUUUGCCUGAGUGGAUAUUGUAUACUUGGUGAAGCUCUUGGAGAUGAUCUUCUGAAAGAUUUGAAAAUAGCUGAUAAUAUUAGUGAUUAUUUCUUCCAUUUGCUUCAAGAAGCAUGGAAUAAUUCAUUGAACAAAUAUAAACAAAUACCCAUUGAAUUACUACUGAAAGCUUUUCAAACUCUAUCAAAGAAUGAUUCAAUACAACAACGAACCGCCAGUUCAAAUAAAAUACCACUUUUCAUUGAAAUGUCUGAUCAAUAUCCAGUUGUAUAUGAUAUUAUAUGGGCACUUUCAUUCAAUCAAGAUAUUCAACAACAACUUCGCUCGAAUUCACUGUUCAUGUCUAAGCUAUCUCAUCUUGCUCAACAAGGUGGCAAUGAACAAAUGCGUAAAAUUACUCAUGGUAUUCUUUGGAAUCUUGAAAUCAAUCAUCAAGAUAGACCGAUAUCACAAAAUAUCAAUCAGGAUACUUUUGAUAUUAUGAUUAGUUAUUCACACAAAGAAAAAGUUCUUUGUAAACAACUUUAUGAUGAACUAACUAAAAGUGGUUAUCGUGUUUGGAUUGAUUUUGAUCAAAUGCAUGGAAAUGUCAUGGAUGCAAUGGCACAAGCUAUUGAUCAAUCAGAAAUUAUUAUCAUUUGUAUGAGUGAACAAUAUCGACAAAGUAAUUUUUGUCGAGCUGAAGCACAUUAUGCAUUUCAACGACAACGUCGAAUAGUUCCAGUUCUUAUGCAAAAACAUUAUAAACCAGAUGGAUGGUUAUUAUUUUUGAUUGGUCAAUUAUUAUAUGUUGAUUUUACAAAAUAUGAAUUUGUGCGAGCAAUGGAAAUGUUAUCAAAAGAACUAAAAGCUAUUCAUAUUCCUGAUAUCAAUAUAACACCAGUUCAACCAAAACAAGAUAUCCAUGUUGCGCCUUCAAAAGUUACUAUAACAUCGCCAAAAAUAUCUUCAUCGAAUAUUAUAGAAUGGACGUCGACACAAGUACAUGAUUGGCUUCUUGAGCACAAUCUUGUUCGAAUGUCUCGUCUUCUUAAUGAUAGUGAUGGUCGAAGUUUAGUCUAUCUACAUAAAUGCAUGGAUAUUAGUCAACCAGAACAAAUGUUGUCAUUACUUCAAGAAGAUUCCUUACGACUGAUAAAUCAAAAUAUAUCUCUUAUAGAAUUAUCUCGUUUUCACUCUAUGAUGCAUCAAGAAAAACGACUCAUCUAA
Molecule: messenger RNA, 1554 nt
Organism: Adineta steineri
Lineage: Eukaryota; Metazoa; Rotifera; Eurotatoria; Adinetida; Adinetidae
Source: the annotation of a GenBank genome assembly